UUUCCAUAGUUACAACAUCCGGGAAGGUUUGCGUCCCUGGUUACCAAAUACGCUGGUAACUUUGUGUGCAACAUUUUUAACUGGACCACAGAUAUUUAAUACUUAAAAUACCAACUUUGUUUCCCUUCCUCUUCAAAUACGGAUUUUCAAAAUUCACAGAAUGGAAAUAAUCAGAGGGAGUUUAGAGGACAUUUCUCGACCUGCAUCGAGUGAGCAAACAGGCAGCCGUGUGUCCAGCAUGUCUUUGCCUCAUAAUGAGAGAAUUAGUCCUACGACCUCGUUUUCCCUUGUUGUUUUGUCAAAGGAUGCCACUAAUAUCAAGAUAAGGAGCAACACUGAAGAUGCUAUGGUCAACUCAACAGCCAGAGGUCUUCCUGACAAAGGUCAGCUUCGUGCUAAUUUAACUGAUGAAGAAAAAGAAGACUCCAAACUGCAGAGAGCCAUCGAGGAGAUGAGACGACUUGAUGAAAUGUUAGCUGAGAAGAUCUGUAGAGAAAAUGAAGUCAGACGUCAAAGGAAAGAACUUCAAGCAAGACUCUGGCAAGAGCUCAUGCAAAGUAAGCCUGAAGGUCACUCUGAAUGUGCCAGCGAAGCUUCAAACACAAGGUUGUUUCUGGCUUUGGAAGCACCCCCCAAUACAGAAGAGGAGGAAAACUUUGUACCACUGUUUGAAACUCAGGUUCCUGAUUGUGACCACACCGGAGACGGCAAAUACAUGGAGCAAUAUGAAAAGAUGUCAGACAGCUGGAUAGAAUCAUUUGAAGUAGGCCACGAGGAGAGAGGGGAAGAGCAAUUUGAAGGCAGCCACUGUGGAGCUUCCAAAGGCAAGAAAAAACAGAAGGACUUUGUCAAGAGAAACAUCGAGCAUGUGAGUGGGGAGGGGGCCCAGGUGCGUUUGACCCAGGCAGAAAAAGAGCGUCUGGCUGAGCUCCUGCAAGGAGCAGACGAAAAGGAAGACGACAAUGCCAGAGGGGCAGACAGCGAGGAGGACAUGUGGGCUGUUUCACUCUCAACAGGCCAGGGUUACACUCCAGAGCCCUCUGACCUGGAGCACCUCCAUAACAUUGACUCCAAAAUUCGCUGUUUCCUCCCUGCAGAAGAUUUCUUCUCAGUGCAAAGCUCAUACAUCGACAUUGGAAGGAUGUCCCAGGGCCAGGGCUCACAGGUUGGCUGGACGUGUGAUGGGGACCGGCAGCCAGGAGAGAAGGUCCUGCAGGAUAUAAAGGAGAGGAGAGGGCAGGAGAGGCGGCUCCAAGAGAUCCAACAGCAGCUGGAGCUCCUGGGCAUGGGCCAGGAGAUGACUGAAAGUCGGAGUUGUAGUUCCCAUCCAGCCGGCUGGUGCUGGUUAGAAGCAUUUGUGGCCGUUAAUGCUCAGGCUGGUGGGGCACUUCUUUAUUGCCCUAUUUAUGAGCACCGAAACACUGACAUGCACGUGAAGGUCAAGUCCAUAGCUAAAGGCCAGAUCUUGCUACAUGCAUGUCAAAGGACAACAACAUGCAGCGCUGCAGGGUGCGUCCACGCUGGAAUGUGCCCCUGCUGCCUUUGGUCUUCCUAUCCAGAGAUUGAGUCACCAGGCCUCGCUGAGGAGCAGUUACUUAGUCUGCUGGAUGAAUGUGAGCUGGCGGAGAGCUGGAUCCAGGAUCUAGAGAUGCAAAGAGACCCUAAAGAAGACCACAUCUGAAGUCCUGCUGUCAGGAUGCCUGUCAGAAGGUUAUCCUACUACUGCUGGGAUGUCAACUACUUGAUUUAAAUAUCAUGAAAUAAGAGACAACUUCAUGAUCACAAAAUAUAUUUUAUACUAAACACUUGUAACAGACUAGUCUGAAGUGCUUUCAGAUUUAUGUAUCUAUGACAGCCUGUUCUUAUGUAAAGUAAUAUAAAUAAUCCUGAACAUCUGAUUUAGAAUCUGAAAAAGAAAUAAAUCUACCUUUUGGCACAUGUC
This is a messenger RNA of Notolabrus celidotus (New Zealand spotty), 1942 nucleotides long. It is a transcript of the gene fsip1, whose product is annotated as fibrous sheath interacting protein 1. The record is from RefSeq and is a predicted model, not a curated record. Lineage: Eukaryota; Metazoa; Chordata; Actinopteri; Labriformes; Labridae. Bases 161 to 1681 code for a protein of 506 amino acids. The transcript is spliced from 12 exons.